Molecule: messenger RNA, 1551 nt
Organism: Patella vulgata (common limpet)
Lineage: Eukaryota; Metazoa; Mollusca; Gastropoda; Patellidae
Product: FMRFamide neuropeptides
Exons: 2
Coding region: 166-810 (214 amino acids)
Biological process (GO): neuropeptide signaling pathway
Source: RefSeq, a predicted model, not a curated record
UUUACGUAAGAUCGGCACCGCCCAUCUGAACGAUCUGUAUGCAUAUAUUAUUGUUUGGUUCUAUAUAGAAGAAGCACUAGAAGUUGAACUACGGGAGCGUCACUGGAAUAAAUACUGUUUGGAAACUGCUUUACUUAGAACAAACUUAAACACUAAAGAAUUAACAUGGAACUUAACUUAUCAUUAUUCCUGCUACUUGCUUCGCUAACACUGAUAUUCGCUCUACCACUAUCAAGUAUAGAAGAAACAGAUAAAAACGAUAACGGCAUACAGUCACAAUUUAGAGACAAUGGUGAAUAUGACGGUUCACUAGAAAAGCGAUUAAGCAGUUUUGUACGAAUCGGAAAAGCUCCCCGAAGCUCGUUCAUGCGAAUAGGUCGCCCGAGCUCCUUUGUCCGUAUUGGAAAAUCAGCCACCGACACAGAAUCAAAUAUGGACGACGAAGAAUUCGGAUCGCCGGAAAAAAGACCUAGCAGUUUUGUAAGGAUAGGAAAGGGUGCCAGCAGCUUCGUAAGAAUUGGAAAAAGUUUGGGUGACGAUGAAAAGCGUAUGUCGAGUUUCGUAAGAAUAGGAAAAGGUUUGCCAAUGGAAGCUGAUAAAAGAAAGAGCAGUUUUGUUCGUAUUGGAAAAUCAGAUCCUGAAAAGCGCGCUUUCGUUCGAAUUGGAAAAAUCCCUUCAUCUGCUUUUGUAAGAAUCGGACGCGUUCCCCUGUACGACGCCCUUUUAGAGAAACCUAAUGGAUUUUUUAGAUUAGGUCGAGUAGGAAAAUCUUCUUUCGUCAGAAUCGGAAAGAGAGACAUCGAAAAAUAAACUGCAUCGGUUAUUUUAACAAGUGCCAGUGCAAUGUACAAAUAUUCAGUUCGGCUCAACAGAGCAAAAAAUACAAAGAGUUCAAACAAAUUUAAUGACAUUUUGGAAAUUUUGGUUUUAAAAAUAUCUUUGGGAACACUGUUUUACGUAUCCGUCCCAGUUUGAAGCCAGUUAAGAUUAUUAGAGACUUAAGGAACUCUUAGAUCAACAAUCGUAUACAUCUUAACAAACCAAUAUGGUGACGUAAACAGAGACAUAAUAUCAGUUGAAGUUUUUUGUCCCCAAUCCCCGCGGUCAUUUGCAACCAAUCUCAUGGACUUAAGCCUUAUUUUGAUCCUGUAAUGAACACUCGAAAAUAUAAAAUGGUUGCACUGCUUCUUGAAGAUAAAGAUUAUAAAUUAACGACUAUAGCAAUUGUUAAUCUCCGCUUUUUUUUACUGGCCGUGGGCUGUUAGCUGGAGAUGUGAGAAAAGUUAUUUCAAAGAUAUUAACUUUUAUCUUUUUAAUGCAAUAAACCAGAACCAUAUGAUGAUAUCAGAGAUACGAAUUUAUUACACAAAAAUUGUGUAUAUAUGAUUCUAAGAACAAUAUAAAAUAACAAAAAAAAACUAUGUUAAAUACCCUGCAACUGAGAUUUUGUUUAAAUUAUGACAGUAUUAAGCUGGAAAUUGUCCCAAUAAAUUGAUAAUAAUGUAAUAUAAGAAACAUCGGCAAAAAUAAAUAAAAAUAUUAUUUGUUGAA